This is a messenger RNA of Argiope bruennichi, 1668 nucleotides long. RefSeq names its product inactive pancreatic lipase-related protein 1-like. The record is from RefSeq and is a predicted model, not a curated record. Gene Ontology annotation, molecular function: triacylglycerol lipase activity; protein binding. The transcript is spliced from 10 exons. The coding region runs from base 55 to 1545 and encodes 496 amino acids. Gene Ontology annotation, biological process: lipid metabolic process. NCBI's taxonomy places the organism in Eukaryota, Metazoa, Arthropoda, Arachnida, Araneae, Araneidae.
UGACCUCCGGCCUUGGCACCUGGAUUCUUGAGCGGCUACUCCGUUUCCUCAGUUAUGUUCAAGAUGGCAGUGAUGCACUUACUAGGACUUCUUCUCUUGGCUUGUAAUGCGUACACGCAACAGGUGGAUAGAGAAAGAGAGGUUACAUCAAGUCAGCAGAUUGAUGCUGAGAAAGAUGGUCUUUUGACGCGGUGCUAUGACAAAUGGGGUUGUCUUUCGAUAGGCGAUCCCUUUUUUUCAUCCUUGAGACCCAUCAGUUUAUUUCCCAUUCAUCCUGAUACAUUAGAUCCACAAUUUCUUCUCGUAACCAGAUCUGCUCCUGAUGUUUUCCAGAAAAUUCGCACAGGGAAUAACUCUAGUUUUUCCCAAUCAUUUUUUGAUCCUUUACGGCCAAUCAAGAUCAUUCUUCACGGUUUUCGUGAAAGUGGGAAUCAAGACUGGAUUAAGGAUAUGAUACGCGAGCUUUUGACAUCUGAUGACUUUAACGUAAUAACUGUCGAUUGGAGAUAUGGCGCAUCCCAGUCCUAUCCACAAGCAGUUGCUAAUACUCGAUCCCUGGGGCUGGUUGUUGCAGAUUUUAUUGAUUAUCUUCAGCGCAAGUAUCGAAUUCCACCAUCUGAUAUUCACAUCAUUGGAUACAACUUAGGAGCCCACGCUGCAGGAUAUGUCGGAGAACAGAUACCUCGGAUAGGAAGGAUAACAGGUCUUGAUCCCGCUGGUCCUUAUUUUGAAGACACGGAUCCCAAAGUUCGUCUUGAUCCAUCAGAUGCUCUCUUUGUUGACGUAAUACACACUGAUAGCCCUCCUGCUGCACAAGUUGCAGGAAUGUUGCAACCAGCUGGACACCUGGAUUUUUAUCCAACACCUGGAUGGAGGAGAACAGGCUGCAGUUUACUUGAUGGAAUGAAAAGUUUCCGUCGCUGCAAGGCAGUACACGCACCUGAGCUUUUUACCGAAUCCAUAAAUAUGGAUUGCCCUUUUUAUGGCUAUUACUGUGACUCGUACGCAAAUUUUUCAAGUGGUCAGUGUGACCAAGGAUGUGGUCAAGAUAUGUCUCGGUGUGCUCCUAUGGGAUAUAAAUCAGAAGAAUGGUUACGUUUCACUUCUUCCGAACCCGUGACUAUGUUCUUGGAAACCGGCUUAGAUGAGCCUUAUUGUCGUUAUCACUAUCAUGUAAAUGUAUUGAUAUCGUCGAAAGAGUUGACGCAAAGAUACCGGAACGAAACUGGUCUCCUAUUUUUAAGAAUAACGGGAACUCGAGGGAGAACAGCUUUACUCCAAGCAACUCCAAAGCCCGUUACGUUCAGUCGGGGAAAUUCCUUAGAAUUUCUGAUGAGCUCUGGUAAUCUUGGUCGUCUCCUUAGAGUGGAUGCUCUUUGGACACCAUUACAUCCGCACGCACCAGGGGACGAAGUGCCAUUUAUAAUUAUCCACAGUAUCAGGAUAACUAACUUGGAAACUACUUACAGAGAAGUUUUCUGUGGAAGCGAUGAUAAAAUCACUCCCGAACGUGUCAAAGUAUAUUUCAGGGGAAGUUCUUGUUAGAAGAUACAGUUAAAACAACAUCGAUAUUUAAUUUGUUGAAUUUUUUUUGAAAAUAUUAUAUCUUUAAAAAAUGAAUUUUCUGUGAUUGUAUGAGAGAAAUAAAAAUAGCUAAGCUGAAUAAUA